AUGGGUAACAAGGCGGGAACGAAGAGGGAGACACGCGAAGGAGAUCGAGGACGACGAGGGGAAGAUGGAGUUCAGUGGGAGAAACCAUCCAUCAUGGUUUUGGCGUUGUUCCACGCCGGUAGGGUCUUGGGUGCCCGGACGACGCUGACUGGCCUUUGGCUGGCUGCUGAAACAGACCUAACUAGUUGGGCGACUGGGCGAGUGGCAAAGGAAAAGGCAACAGCUCCUCGGGUGAAACCGCAAUAUUCAAGAGUUGGAGAGAGCAAAGAGGCUCAGGCUCAGGCUCAGACUCAGGCAGCAUCUGCCUCCUGA
Messenger RNA from Histoplasma capsulatum G186AR, 312 nucleotides. RefSeq lists its product as uncharacterized. The coding region runs from base 1 to 312 and encodes 103 amino acids. The transcript has 3 exons. The record is from RefSeq and is a predicted model, not a curated record. Lineage: Eukaryota; Fungi; Ascomycota; Eurotiomycetes; Onygenales; Ajellomycetaceae.